AUGCUACGAUUCCCAACAAGUAAUGCUGAGUUGCAACUAGUAAAGAGGCCGGUUGAGGAGUGUAAGGUUUUAAAUUUGCUAGUGAGGGCAUGUCCACCUCCUUGCAGCAAGUUUCAGAGGCAAGAAUUAUCCACUGUUGUGUUAUAUGAUCUCAGUGAGCCACCCAUCUAUGCUGUUGAUGAAGAAGGAGUUGCCUUUGAAAGUCAGAGUAGCAGCUGCAGUUUAGUAGCUCAUGGUACUGGUGUUUGCACACAAGAGAGCAAGAAUGUAAAAGGGAAACUGAAAGCUGUUUUGGAAAUAGAAGAAGAAGAGGGAUAUGAUGGCAGUGGUGGUUCUGAUUGUGAAGGUGAAGAUGACAGUGAUGUAAACCCUUUUUAUAUGGGUGAUGCUGAUGACAUAGAGAUGGAUGAGGGAAAGAAACAGAGAGAGUAUGAUGAAGUAGAAGAGGAAGAAACAGAUGAUGAAGAAUCUGAGGAGGAAGAAAUGGUGCAUUACUCUGGUGACACAGAUGUUGAGGAACCUUUUGAAAUGGAUGAAGAUGACAAGGUUGUUUCACAGGAUGAAGAAACUGUAAUUGUACAUGAAGAGAAGAAGAAGAAGAAACAGAAGCUUCCAGUUAGGAAAGGUCCUACAACAAGGACACAUUCAAGUGUAGUUCAAGAGGAGGAACCUGAUUUCCAACCUUCAUCUGAUGAAGAACAGAAAGGAUUGUUGAAGGAGGUUGAUGAUGAUGGUUAUGAGCCAUUGGCAUUUGUGCUGCCAAAGAAAAGGAAGAGCAGGGCAAAGCGGAGGCCUCCUAGAAAAUGGUACAAUGAGAAAAUGGAGGCACCACAUGAGCAAUUAUGUCUACAGAUGUGUUUCAAGGAUCAACAUCAAUUCAGAGAGGCUUUGUUGAACUUACACAUCACUCAAGGCAGAAACUUCAAAUAUCAUAGGAACUCAGAUCAAAGAAUAAUUGUAGAAUGCAACCAAAAACAUUGCAACUUCUUUAUGGUGGCAGCAGUUAUAAAAGGUGAAACUACUUUUGUAAUUAAGAAGAUGAGAAUUAAGCACACUUGCCCUAUUAGUACAGAGACAACAAGGGUAAGUGCCAAGUGGCUUGCACAGAAGUAUGAGUCACUGUUCAGAUCUGAUCUAACAACUGGCAUUCAGACUUUGAUUGAUGCCUGCAUGGAGAAGUAUGGUGUGGAUGUGCCCAAGUCAAUGACAUAUAGGGCAAAGAACCUAGCUAUUGAUGCUGUGCUAGGAGACCACAAGAAGCAAUACCCUAGGUUGAAAGACUAUGCUCAGACAGUGAUGGAUACAAACCCUGGGAGUAGAGUAGUAGUCACUACUGUAACUCCAACACCCACUGAAAAAAUCCCCCAUCCAGGUCCAAGAUUCCAUGCUAUGUUCUAUUGCAUCAAUGGAGCAAGGGAGGGGUUUCUCAAGGGGUGCAGACCAUUCAUUGGUGUUGAUGGGUGCUUCAUUAAGUUAACUACUGGUGCUCAACUACUUGCUGCCACUGGUAGAGAUGGCAACAACAAUAUAUACCCACUAGCAUUUGGUAUUGUUGGGCAAGAGGACACACCUAACUGGUGUUGGUUUCUACACCAACUUAAAAUCUGCCUAGGAGGAGAAGUGGGAAGGUUUGGUCCAUAUACAAUAAUGUCAGAUAGACAAAAGGGCCUACUAAAUGCAGUGAAUGCUGUCUUUCCUAAGUGCAACCAAAGGUUCUGCCUUAGGCAUAUCUAUGCAAACUUCCAAAAUGCUGGGUUUAGGGGGGAAGAUCUGAAAAAGUGUAUGGAUAAUGCUGCCUAUGCAUAUAGUGAACACAAAUUUAACAUUGCAAUGAAUGACCUUAGAGCUGAGUGUGAGCAAGCUUGGGAGUGGCUUUGUCAAAUACCCAAGAAAACAUGGUCAAGGCAUGCAUUUGACACAAACUGCAAGACUGACCUUGUAGUUAACAAUUUAUCUGAGGUGUUCAACAAGUAUGUCCUAGAUGUUAGGAAGAAACCAAUUAGGACAAUGUGUGAUGGAAUAAAGGAUAAGCAGAUGGUGAGGUGGCAUAGGAAUAGGGAGAGUGGAAAGAAAGCUAGAUGGGACAUAACACCCCAUUAUAGUGAGAAGCUAGAGGUUGAGAAGGAGAGGGCCAAAUAUUGCAAACCAAUUCAAGCUGGUGUGGACUUGUGGCAAGUUACAAGUGGGCAGCAAACCCAUGCUGUUAACUUGCAAAUGCACACAUGUGGGUGCAGAAAAUGGGACCUAAGUGGCAUCCCAUGUAACCUGCCAUCUCAGCAAUAA
Molecule: messenger RNA, 2283 nt
Organism: Aegilops tauschii subsp. strangulata
Lineage: Eukaryota; Viridiplantae; Streptophyta; Magnoliopsida; Poales; Poaceae
Source: RefSeq, a predicted model, not a curated record